Messenger RNA from Sclerotinia borealis F-4128, 1626 nucleotides. The record is from the annotation of a GenBank genome assembly. NCBI's taxonomy places the organism in Eukaryota, Fungi, Ascomycota, Leotiomycetes, Helotiales, Sclerotiniaceae.
AUGGCGGCGAACGAUUAUUAUAGCUCAUAUUCACAUCAACAACAAUAUCAACAUGAAGAACCAUCACAACCAUACAACAGUACAUUCGACAAUCAGUCUCAACAACAUACAGUACCCCCAUCAUAUCAAUCUCAAGCACCUUCAAGACAAGACUCAACUCCUUCACGAAUAGGAUCGACAAGACCUCAUGAGUUGUCGCCAGUAUCCCCCUUCGAAGCUCCAUUCGAUGACCAUGUAUAUCCAGCACCACCAAGUGUGCCGCCACAUAGGCAAGAUAGCUCGUAUAGCUUGGGACAGGAUUCACAAUACUAUGGGCAGGGUGGAGGAGGCAGAGAACAAGAUGGGAUGGGUUAUUCCAGAGAAGAUAUACCUUUACGAGAAAAUUCGCAAGUACCAGGAAAGGAUGCGCCCGAUGCGGACUUGAACGAUCAUGUAUACGAUGCAGGAGAAUCGGGAAUACCUCCACAUCUGAAGGAUCAAAAGAGAAAUAGAAUGAGUGAUGCUAUGGCUAUGGGACUUGUGAAUAAGAAAAAGGGCAUACCUUUCGUUACAUACACUCUCACACUGGUACAAGUGAUAGUAUUUAUUGUGGAGAUUGUGAAGAAUUCUCAACUCACUGGAUCUCCUAUCGAAAUCCAUCCUUCCUUUAACCCUAUGAUUGGUCCUUCACCAUACGUGCUUAUCAACAUGGGCUCAAGAUAUACACCAUGUAUGCAUAACAUGACCGCAAUAUCAGAUUUAACUGCCAUAAGCUGGCCAUGUCCAAAUACCACGAGCUUAACAUCAGCCGAAUGUUCAAUAAGUGAUCUAUGUGGAUUUGGGGGAGUUGGAGCGACACCAGACCAGUGGUAUAGAUUUGUCUUACCCAUGUUCCUUCACGCCGGAAUUAUUCAUAUUGGUUUCAACAUGCUUCUUCAAAUGACUAUGGGAAAGGAAAUGGAACUUUUAAUUGGACCCAUUCGAUAUUUUCUAGUUUACAUCUCUAGUGGAAUCUUUGGAUUUAUACUCGGUGGAAAUUUUGCUGCGACUGGUAUAUCAUCUACAGGCGCCUCGGGAGCUCUUUUUGGUCUCAUCGCUCUUACACUACUGGACUUACUAUACAAAUGGAAAGAACGUGUCAGUCCUUGGAAGGAAUUAGCUUUUAUCGGUCUUGAUAUCAUCAUAUCCUUCGUUCUAGGUCUCUUACCCGGUCUCGAUAAUUUUUCGCAUAUUGGGGGAUUCUUCCUGGGCCUCGUUCUCGGUUUAUCGAUUCUUCGUUCACCCAAUUCUUUACGAAUGCGAACAGGUCAAUCAGAUCCACCAUACACACCUAUCGCUGAUAAAACCAAUCAAGGUGAUCGUGGAAUUGUCAGUCUAUUCAAGAACCCUACAGGCUUUUUCAAGGGUAGAAAGCCUGCAUGGUGGGCUUGGUUACUUUUAAGAAUAGCAGCCUUGGUGUUUGUCUUGGUUGUGUUUAUUCUGCUUUUAAACAAUUUCUAUAUCUAUAGGAAGACUUGCGGUUGGUGCAAAUAUUUGAGUUGUAUUAAUGUCAACAAUUGGUGUAGUCUGGGAAACCUGGAAUUCACUAAUAUCACGACGAAGAGAAGCGUGCUUGACAGUUGGGACGCGAUGGCGAAGUUGUCUUAA